This is a messenger RNA of Ruditapes philippinarum (Manila clam), 670 nucleotides long. RefSeq lists its product as uncharacterized. The record is from RefSeq and is a predicted model, not a curated record. Lineage: Eukaryota; Metazoa; Mollusca; Bivalvia; Venerida; Veneridae.
GUUCGUCACUAUAGAAAUGCUAUCUUUCACUCAAGCAGCAUGGAAUUAGAAGAAAGUGAGGCAAAUACUUACUUAGACGAUAUGAUAGCAGUUUUACAAGAUGGUAAAGAGCUAUUACACCGAUCAGAUGCCCAGAUAGCAGUGAAGAAACUUCAAGAUCUGAAGAAGAAGGACUUCAUUAUUACAACUGAAGGUUUUGAAGAUAUUCUGGGGCAAAUCAAGGAAGAAAUGUCAAAAGUUUUGAAAUCAACGGAAAAUGCUGCUACUAAAGACGAAUAUGAGGACCUGAAAAAUAAACUCUCAGAGGGAAAAGUUGAGACUGAAAAACUUGAAAACAAACUUGCAGAUCUAAAGAAACAGAUUUCUGAAGAAAAGAAAGGACAACUAGAGGCUGAGAAAGAACAUGCAGAUUUAAAAAAGAAAUUUACUAUUCUUGAGACAAUAAUGGAAGAGCAAAAAGAGGAGAUAAAAAGACUCAAGGAAGAAGAUUCUCCUAUACAAAAACAGUUAGAAUUUCAAAAGGCUAAAUCAGGUUGUCGUACUCAAUUGAUAGAACAUUAUUGCAGUGAUGUACUUAAAGUAUCAGCAAUACCUUUACAACCAGAUGAGGAAAAUUAUAACUUCAGUGACAUUUAUAUAAGACCCACUUUAACAAAUCAAAGCACUGAAU